GAAAGAAGUUCCACGCAGUUUUAAGAGUUUUUGUUCCAUCAUUAGAAUUGUCUCCUUGCAUUAUACCAAAUGCGAUUGGAUCUUCCUACUUUAUGGAAGCAGAGGCGUUGGAUGACAUGUGCAGUACUGCAUUUCCCCUCACUGGCCCACAGUUAAUGGAAAAUUCUUGUUUCUUUUCAGCAUUGUAGUGAUGGAAGCCAUAAAGAAGCUUCAUGGCCAUCUCAUUGUUUCUGGGCUGUACAAUUGCCAAUAUGCAAUGUCCAAGAUUCUCAGAUUCUAUGCUAUUCUACAACCUGAUAUGGCUCUUGCUUAUAAAGUAUAUGGGCAGAUUGAAGCACCAACAACUUACCUUUGGAAUAUCAUACUCAGGGGGCUUGCUCAAAGUGAUGCACCGGAAGAUGCAGUUGCUUUCUACAAGAAGGCUCGAGGAAAAGGUAUGGAGCCGGACAACCUGACGUUUCCAUUCGUAGUGAAGGCGUGUGCAAGGAUUAGUGCUCUCAAGGAAGGGAAACAGAUGCACAGCCAUGUACUGAAAUUCGGGCUUCUUUCAGAUAUCUUUGUUUCCAAUUCGUUGAUUCAUCUGUAUGCUGCCUGUGGUGAUUUGUGCUGUGCAAGAUCUGUUUUCGAUGGGAUGCUGGUUAAGGAUGUGGUGUCCUGGAACUCUUUGAUAUGUGGAUAUAGCCGGUGCAAUAGAUUGAAAGAGGCUCUGAAGUUAUUCAGGUUGAUGCACGACGAAGGAGUGAGAGCUGAUAAGGUCACUAUGGUCAAGGUUGUUUCUGCAUGCACUCGUAUAGGAGAUUGGAGCAUGGCAGAUUGUUUGGUUAAAUACAUAGAGGAUUACUGCAUCGAGGUGGAUAUCUAUUUGGGCAAUACUUUGAUAGAUUACCAUGGCAGACGUGGGCAGCUGCAAUCGGCAGAAAAGAUUUGCUUUAACAUGAAGGAUAGGAAUGUCGUGACACUGAACGCAAUGAUCAACGCAUAUUCAAAAGCCGGAGAUCUGGUUUCGGCAAGAAGGUUAUUCGAGGAAAGUCCUGGCAAAGAUCUGAUCUCAUGGAGCUCUAUGAUAUCUGGGUAUUCGCAAGCUAGUCAGUUCUCUGAUGCUUUGGAACUCUUCAGGGAGAUGCAGAGAGCCAAGGUGAAACCAGAUGCGGUCGUGCUCGCGAGCGUACUCUCUGCCUGCGCGCACCUAGGAGCGCUUGAUCUCGGCAGGUGGAUCCAUGACUACGUGAGCAGAAAUCAGAUCGAAGCCGACACCAUCCUGCACAAUUGUCUGAUCGACAUGUACGCGAAAUGCGGAAGCACCAAGGAGGCGCUGGAGGUCUUCAGAGAAAUGAAAGAGAAGGACACCCUGUCAUGGAACUCGAUCAUAAUGGGGCUGGCGAACAACGGCGCCGAGGAGGAAGCCCUGAACGCCUUCCGCGCCAUGCUCGCCGAAGGGUUCAGGCCGAACGAGGUCACCAUCCUGGGCGUGCUGAUCGCGUGUGCCAACGCGGAGCUCGUCGAGGAGGGGCUCGGCCACUUCGACAGCAUGAGGUCGGUCCACGGCAUGGAGCCGCAGAUGAAGCACUACGGCGUCGUCGUCGACCUCCUGGGACGCGCCGGUCGGCUGACAAAGGCGCUGAGGUUCAUCGCCGAGAUGCCCGUCGCUCCUGAGCCCGUCGUCUACAGGAUAUUGCUGGGGGCGGCCAGAACGCACGGUGAUUUGGGCGUCGCCGAGGUGGCCGCCCAGAGGCUCAGGGAGCUGGACGGCGGUAACAGCGGGGACUACACGCUGAUGAGCAAUGCGUAUGCGGGUGCUGAUAGAUGGGGCGACGCCAUGCAGGUCAGGCAGCGGCUGGAAGAUAGUCGUGUGAGGAAAUUGCCCGCUUGCAGUGUCGUCGACUGUUGACCCUGGUAGCUACAGCUCGGGUCCAUGACCAAGAGAAAUAUGUCAGUUAUUCUGUAGCCAAUUUUGUCAUAACGAUGUGAGUAAUACAAAAACGAUUACUCCUUCCGUUUCUAAA
Molecule: messenger RNA, 2003 nt
Organism: Hordeum vulgare subsp. vulgare (domesticated barley)
Lineage: Eukaryota; Viridiplantae; Streptophyta; Magnoliopsida; Poales; Poaceae
Product: putative pentatricopeptide repeat-containing protein At3g15930
Exons: 2
Coding region: 191-1888 (565 amino acids)
Biological process (GO): RNA modification
Molecular function (GO): RNA binding; protein binding
Source: RefSeq, a predicted model, not a curated record